Molecule: messenger RNA, 155 nt
Organism: Acanthisitta chloris (rifleman)
Lineage: Eukaryota; Metazoa; Chordata; Aves; Passeriformes; Acanthisittidae
Gene: CENPW
Product: centromere protein W
Exons: 3
Biological process (GO): chromosome segregation; mitotic cell cycle; kinetochore assembly
Cellular component (GO): nucleoplasm; kinetochore
Molecular function (GO): protein heterodimerization activity; DNA binding
Source: RefSeq, a predicted model, not a curated record
GCUUUGCAGAUCAGGUGCAUUUGAGCUUCUUACUGUUUCUCCAUCGGCUAGCAGAAGAAGCCAGGACAAAUGCUUUUGAGAACAAAAGUAAAAUAAUUAAACCCGACCACAUCAUAUCUGCAGCAAAGGUUAUUUUAAAGAAAAGCAGAGGCUAG